AUGAUACCACGGCCUCACAGGAAACCUGCGUUAUUUCACGCCGUGUUAGGACCAAAGGGUCAAUCUUCCCUUUUACUCCGACAUUCGUUGUGGAAUGUGAGUGCGGCACUCAGCGUGGAGAAGACUGGUAGUGGUUGUAUAAAGCAGGUCGGGCGGAGCCGCGGGUGGCCGGGGCGAGCGCGCGCUCGACCCUGCCGCCGCCGCCGCGCCGCGGGCCCGCUAACGCCCGUCUACACCUCCACAGCACAACUAGAUCCCAGCCAGAAAGCUCGGAAACCUUUAAACUUGAAACAGUUCCCGUUCUUAAGGAAUGCCACUGUGGACUUUGGAGUGCGGAAUAAUAGUACCUAUCUAAUUAUUCACAAUCGGUGUCCAGUUGCGUCGGCAGAAGCCUUAAAUAGCUUUUAUAAAAGAUGCAGACCGCUCAUUCAUUUGCUGACGACAACGGUGGAAAAUUGA
This is a messenger RNA of Spodoptera exigua (beet armyworm), 459 nucleotides long. NCBI's taxonomy places the organism in Eukaryota, Metazoa, Arthropoda, Insecta, Lepidoptera, Noctuidae. The record is from the annotation of a GenBank genome assembly.